This is a messenger RNA of Paramecium sonneborni, 655 nucleotides long. NCBI's taxonomy places the organism in Eukaryota, Ciliophora, Oligohymenophorea, Peniculida, Parameciidae. The record is from the annotation of a GenBank genome assembly.
AUGGGUAAACACAAAUAGAGAUCUACAUCUGAUUCUAGCAGUAUCCGUAAGAAACACAAGAAAAAGCAUCAUCACCAUCAUAAGAAAGAGGUGAAAUUAGAACAUGUAAAGAAAGAAGAAUAUCAAUAAUAAACAUAAACAUAAUAGUAAUAGGAAAUAAUAAAAGAAAAACCUUGUUUUGAAGCAUCUGGAAUAUUAGCUUAAUAUGCUGAAAAUGCAUUUGGAAAUGGUAAAGUAUUAAAAUUUACAAUACCUUUUGAUGCAAAGAUUCCAAUAGCUAAUUGGUAAUUAUUUCCAUUUAAAGGAACAGAAUCGUUAGGUAAGAAUAUAAAAUAAUACAAAAUUAGCUUCUAUUCCUCUAAAGGGAAAGUCUGUAUUUUUGAUAGGAAAGGAUAAAGAAAUAGUUGAUAUCUUAGUAGAAAAUAUAUCAGUUUCUAAAUAACAUUGUGUAAUCUAAUUUCGAGAGAUAAAGAAAGUGAAUAGUCAAGGUGAAGUAUUAUCUUAUAUAAAACCAUACGCAAUGGAUUUAGAGAGUACAAAUGGAACUUAUUUAAAUGAGCAUUAAUUAGAACCUGCAAGAUAUUAUGAAUUAUUGGAAGAGGAUGUAUUAAGAUUUGGGAAAAGCGAUAGAGAAUAUGUACUUAUAAAAUCAUGA